AUGGCUGAAGAUCAUCAGGAUAUACCAGUGGCUUCUGUAGAACCAGGAGAUUCCCCAAGGAUUGUCUAUGUAAAGACCGUUAAAGACAGAAACAUACAGUUGGUUGUAUUCAGCUUUGGACUUCUCUGCUUUCUGCAAGUCGCUCUCAACAUUUCACUGCUUCAGACUUUCUGCUUCAACAGGACUGAUCAGAAAAUUCAGCUUGGAUUGAUUUUUUGCUUCUACGAUGCUGAGAGUGGACAUAAUGGUUUGAAUCUUACAGCGUUAACAGAUACAACUAAAGAACAGAUUGCAGAUGUUUGUCCAAGUGUGUAUUACAUCUCCACAAGCAGGAAAUCCUGGCAUGAAAGCAGAAAAGAUUGUCUGGAAAGAGGUGCAGACCUGCUGAUUAUCAACAGCCAAGAAGAGCAGAAAUUCAUGAUCCAGUUUAAAAGGCCAUUUUGGAUUGGUCUGAUCUAUGCUGCGAGAGAAAAGGAAUGGAAAUGGAUUGAUGGGACUCUGCUGAACACAAGCUUCUGGAACCCUGGUGAGCCUAACAAUUAUCGAAGCAAUGACGAAGACUGUGUAGAAACCCUGUUUUUUGAUUCAGUGAACGGCUGGAAUGAUAAAAACUGCGGACAUCAAAAUUUCUGGAUCUGUGAAUGGAAGCUACAGCUGUAGAUUUCUAUGGGUGUAAAUAAUCGUUUUGUAUCGAUGCAUCGACCCAACAGCCGACGAUCCGAUGCAUCGACACGUCCGCAAGAGUAGCGAUUGAUGUUUAUUUUUUUUUUUCCUCUGGUCCAUUUUUAUCCUUUUGCUCCUGGAUGUAAUUCUGACUCUCGUGCUGCAGUGGCGCUAAACCUAUU
Cyprinodon variegatus (sheepshead minnow) is the source of this 845-nucleotide messenger RNA. RefSeq names its product CD209 antigen-like protein E. The record is from RefSeq and is a predicted model, not a curated record. The coding region runs from base 1 to 660 and encodes 219 amino acids. The transcript has 5 exons. NCBI's taxonomy places the organism in Eukaryota, Metazoa, Chordata, Actinopteri, Cyprinodontiformes, Cyprinodontidae.